AUGAUUUCAAUGGCCCAUGGCACAACUAAAAAUAAACAACAACAUUAUUAUACUAAUAAUUCUGGAACACCAUCAUAUUCAUCAUCAAGCACAUCAUCAUCGAAUUCGUCUGCAGCAGCUGCAUCGUCAUCAACAACUAAUAACGAAAAUGAACCUGGAGAUUUUCUAAUUGGCUAUGGCGCAUUUGGUGUUAUAUGGGCAGUUACUGAUCCACGAACGAGUCGGCGUGUCGCAUUAAAAAAAAUGCCGCAUGUUUUUCAAUCAGUCGUAGCUGCUAGACGAGCUUUUAGAGAAAUUAAAAUGCUUUGUACAUUUCGACAUGAUAAUAUUCUUCAAGCUGUUGAUAUUUUGCAACCACCUAGUCAAAUAGAAUUAUUUAAUGAAGUGUAUAUUUUAACAGAAUUAAUGCAGAUAGAUUUACACAAGAUAAUUGUUUCACAACAAGCAUUAUCCAUAGAUCAUUGUAAAGUUUUUCUUUAUCAAAUAUUUCGAGGACUGAAAUUUCUCCAUUCAUCAGGCGUUAUUCAUCGAGAUCUAAAGCCUGGAAAUCUCUUAGUCAAUAGCGAUUGCUUGUUAAAAAUUUGCGAUUUUGGUUUGGCUCGAACGGAAGAAUCAGAUAAAACUAAACGGAUGACACAAGAAGUAGUAACACAAUAUUAUCGGGCACCCGAAUUAUUACUUGGCACUCAACACUAUUCAUAUGCUAUUGAUGUCUGGAGUGUUGGUUGUAUUUUUGCAGAAUUACUUGGUAGAAGGAUUUUAUUUCAAGCAUCAUCACCACUUAAACAGCUUGAUUUAAUACUCAAUCUACUUGGUACUCCCCCAUUAGAUGAGAUAGCAUCCGCAUGUGACGGUGCUAAAUCUUAUAUAUUAUCAAAAACUUGGCGCGCACCAAAAGUUAACACACUCUAUUCGUUGUCAAAAAAUGUCACUCAUGAUGCUGCUCAACUUCUAUUACGUAUGUUAACAUGGGAUCCAAAAAAACGGAUUACUAUAAAUCAAGCGCUUGAAAAUAAUUAUAUUCACGAAGGACGUAUUCGAUAUCAUUCAUGUAUGUGCCGUUGUUGUUUUUCAACACCUACUGGAAGACAAUAUACAGUGAAUCUUGAACCUGUACGAGGAUUUCGAUAUGAUGAUUCUGAUGAAAAUUUUUCUAGUUUACGUCAAGCUAAAGAUUAUAUGCAUAAAUUACUAACUGAAUUUAGCCAAGCAAAUACUGUCCCACUUCGACUUAAUCAUGAUUCGCCAUUAUAUAAAACAUUUGCCACAUCACAAGUUGCUCAGGCACAUGAACUACCGCCAUCACCUGUCGCCUGGGAUAAAUUUUGA
Molecule: messenger RNA, 1329 nt
Organism: Rotaria socialis
Lineage: Eukaryota; Metazoa; Rotifera; Eurotatoria; Philodinida; Philodinidae
Source: the annotation of a GenBank genome assembly